Messenger RNA from Fulvia fulva, 1206 nucleotides. Its product is annotated as putative prephenate dehydrogenase [NADP(+)]. Bases 1 to 1206 code for a protein of 401 amino acids. Gene Ontology annotation, molecular function: prephenate dehydrogenase (NAD+) activity; NAD+ binding; prephenate dehydrogenase (NADP+) activity. NCBI's taxonomy places the organism in Eukaryota, Fungi, Ascomycota, Dothideomycetes, Mycosphaerellales, Mycosphaerellaceae. The record is from RefSeq and is a predicted model, not a curated record. Gene Ontology annotation, biological process: L-tyrosine biosynthetic process. The transcript is spliced from 2 exons.
AUGCCUGACAAGUUCGAAGCUCUCAAGGCAGAGUUCCAGUCCAGACCUAAUGUCCACAUUCUCGAAAACGGUCACUUUGUCUCACGCAGCAGCGACUGGAUCAUGUAUUCUGUGCCUGCCGCAAACAUUGACUCAAGUGUAGCGAAGUUUGGGCCUUCCACCAAGAUGGGUGCCAUCGUAGGUGGUCAGACAUCGACCAAAGCUCCCGAGAUCGAAGCGUUCGAGAAACACCUUCCCCGAGACGUCGAGAUCGUGUCUUGCCACUCUCUCCACGGCCCUGGUGUGAACCCGAAAGGCCAGCCACUCGUCAUCAUCAACCAUCGUGCCUCGGAGAAGAGCGUAGAUCUGGUUCAGCGCAUGUUGUCCAGCUUCGAAUCGAAGUUUGUGCCUCUGACCGCGGAGAAACACGAUCGUAUCACUGCCGACACUCAAGCUGUCACCCACCUCGCCUUCCUUUCCAUGGGUACUGCGUGGCAAGCGAAUAACCAAUUCCCAUGGGAGACAGAACGAUACGUGGGAGGCAUUGAGAAUGUCAAGAUCAAUCUCAUGAUGCGCAUCUAUGCCAACAAGUGGCACGUGUAUGCGGGACUCGCCAUCCUCAAUCCUGCUGCCAAGAAGCAGAUUCGGCAGUACGCCGAGUCUGUCACUGAAUUGUACAAGCUCAUGCUCGCUGGUCACCGCAAGGAACUACGUGAGAGGAUCCAUGCCGCGAAGGAUGCAGUCUUUGGCGCCCCGAAACCCGACGACGAUGUCUUGCUGCAGGACGAACUCCUUGACCGCUUCAGCCUUGGUGACAAGCCCGCACAACGUGUCAAGAACAAUCACCUAAGUCUGUUGGCCAUGGUCGACUGUUGGUGGAAGCUUGGCAUCGUACCUUACGACCAUAUGAUCUGCAGCACACCACUCUUCCGCCUCUGGCUGGGCAUCACCGAGUACGUCUAUCGCAACGAGACACUACUGGAGGAGUGCAUAACGACUGCAAUCGAGGACCAGAGCUUCCGUGCGGACGAUCUGGAGUUCACGUUCGCCACCCGCGACUGGAGUGAGAGGGUGCAACUUGGACACAUGGAUGGUUAUCGUGAGAAGUUCGAGAAGAUUCAAGCCUACUUCGCACCAAGAUUUGCAGAGGCUAACAAGAUUGGAAAUGAGAUGAUCAAGACGAUUGAAGAGAGCUUGAAGGCCACAAGAAAGAAUGGACUUGCAUGA